Molecule: messenger RNA, 1713 nt
Organism: Phytophthora megakarya
Lineage: Eukaryota; Oomycota; Peronosporomycetes; Peronosporales; Peronosporaceae
Source: the annotation of a GenBank genome assembly
AUGAAGAGACAGUUUGGAUUUAAGGAAGGAGACUAUCCCACGUCAAGCAUGGCAUGGCUCACAGAAUUCGCCCAACGUAUACUAUGUAUCUUCACUCUGAACAAUACCGCACGAUCCGACUGUCAGCUUGACGCGGCCGUCGACCGUAUGGGCUGGACGCAGAUAUCGUUGGGUCACUCAGGUGUUGUUCUUGCUGCUAUUAAAUUAGUCAACAUUUCCGACCGCAUUGUCACUAUCGACUGGCGGACCGAAGUUGCCCAAGUUCUCGAGAAUGGUUUUUUUUCGAGAGCGGGACGUUAUGUGCGGGUUGGCACUCGAAGGUAUAGGGAGUGGCAGAAUCUCAUUUAUGAAAACACUAUUUCUGCCAAAGCUCAAGCUCGAGAGUCACAACGUCUCGACGACCUUCAGGAGAUGGAACCACCGGCUGUCCAAACGCCGAACUACCCGUGGCCGACUAAGAUGAUGGUCCGCCCAUCGCCUGGUUGCGAGGAAGCGAGAGUGAUCAACCUUCAGAUAGUCCCAAGUGAAGUGUAUGAUGAAAUAUCUGAAGUAGGCGAGCGGUUGUCAAUGAAGACGCCAGUAGUGUCGACGACAAUACCUGAAGUGAGCGAGAUUUCGGAAGUUGAAGAUGAAACAACGGAUGUUCCAUCAGGCGAGGUCGAGGGAGUACUAGAUGACCAGGACUCCGAUGGCGACGAAUUUUUCGACUCAAUUAGUGUCGAAGAUGAUUUUCCAGAAGUUAAUUUGGAGGACAUUCCAAAAGUGGAACUCGAGGAUGAUGUCUUUUCGGACUUGCCGGUGUCGGUGAUGGCUUGUACGCCAGUUCAACAGCUUGAGUUAGAGUAUUACCGCGUCAUGCGAAUAAGUGCCGAAGAAUUAGACCUCGAACACGCAGGCUAUAUUCAUGAGCGGAGCGAAACAUUAUCACAACUCUGGGAACAACUCGCAUUGCUUCCGGAUAUCGAAGAAUUAUAUCCGAAGUGUGAUAUCGAUUCGACUGACGUUGGUGAAUCUGGGACGAGCACUCCAGAAGACGAGCGAAGAUUGCGAGCGAUCCUGAAGUAUCAUCGAGCCAUCUUCCUGGGAGAUGGGAGUGCGGAUCCAUCCCCGGCGCGAGGUAUCACCUGUGAUUUGGAUGUUGGAGAAGCGAACCCUAAACGUUUGGAAACCCGACUCAUUGAGCAUUCAGAAUCACCAUGGGCAUCACCCAUUGUGAUUGUCCUCAAGCAAAAUGGUGUGGAUAUCCGAAUGUGUGUCGAUUACCGAAUUGUCAAUGGAUUCAUUACACUGUCCAAUUACCCUCUACCGCUAAUAGGCGAUCUGCUGGUUGGGUUCGAGGAUGUUAUGUGGUUUAUGAGCUUGGAUAUGGCGAGCGGCUUUUGGGCGAUCAAGAUGUCCGAAAGAGCGAAGCUGAUAUCGGCGUUUGUCUGUCCGUUCGGGCACUUCCAAUGGACUUGCAUGCCAUUCGGACUCAAGAAUGCGCCACUGAUAUAUCAAUCGGUCAUCAACAAUUGUCUAUGGGGAUUUGUGAGACUGCCUCCAGAAGAAGAAGCAGAGGUCGAUCAAGAUGUCUUGGAUUUUCUAGGUCUGGAUCCUACAGAUAACCAAAAAUCUGAAAGGAGCUGUCUGAAUGACGAGGUGAAGGGACUCACGGAUCUGAUGACAGUUUCCAAAGGAAUAUCCCUAUGCCAUCACACAUCGGUCCAGUGCUAG